CACUGAUUUUUUUUGGAUACUCAUGUUACAGAUUGCUUAUAUCAUUACAAUAAAAGGAAAACCGUAUUUUGUCCAUCUCAGAAAGCAAUCAUUUUUAUCUUCGGUUUCUGUUGUUUACUUUUAUGACAAAGAUGACAUCCAAUAUUCUAAGCCUUUGUCAGCUCAGAUGGAUUGCAAUUAUCAAGGAUAUGUUGCAGGUUUUCCAAAUUCUCUUGUGUCACUCAACACUUGUUCAGGACUCAGGGGAACAUUGCAGCUUAAAAACAUCUCAUAUGGAAUUGAACCAAUGGAGGCCGUAUCAGGAUUCGUGCACAUGAUUUAUGAAGAAAAAAAUGAUAACACUAAUAUUCCUCUUUUAGGAGAAAAUAAGACUUAUAGCUAUAAUAACUUAUAUUAUCACAUCAGAAGGAGUUCAGAAAGAACUGAAUUUUUCAAGUUAUACCCUCAAUAUCUUGACAUAUAUAUUGUUGUGGAUAAAAAUCUGUUUGAUUACAUGGGCUCUGAUAUAAAGGUUGUAACACAGAAGAUUAUUCAGAUAAUUGGCUUUGUUAACACUAUAAUUUCACAGUUAAAACUGACUGUUGUAAUAUCUUCCAUAGAAGUCUGGUCAAAUAAAAACAAAAUUUCUACUACAGGGAAUCCUAAUAUUAUAUUAUCUAGAUUUUUAGAAUGGAAAUACAAACAUGUCUCCCAACCUCAUCAGACUGCAUACUUAUUUGCCUUCAAGAAACAUCUUAGUUUUAUAGGAGCCACAUUUCCUGGGAAAAUAUGUAAUAAGAAUUAUGCUGUAGGAGUUGCUCUGUAUCCAGAGGAUUUAUCCCUGGAGUCAUAUACUAUCAGUAUUGUGCAGUUGCUUGGCUUUAAUCUGGGAUUGAGUUAUGACAAUCCUGACACUUGUUAUUGUUCAGAAGAUGUUUGCACAAUGUCACCUAAAGCAGUGCAGUCUCGGGGUGUAAAGGAUUUUAGCACCUGUACGUUGGAUGACUUUAAAUACUUGGCCUCACAUUCCGGCCUUGGAUGUCUUCAGAGAAUCCUUCCUGAAAUGCCAGUUUAUAAACAACAAAAGAAAAGGACAUGUGGCAAUGGACAAUUGGAACAGGGUGAACAGUGUGAUUGUGGCACUGUAAAGAAUUGUACACAUAAAGACUGCUGUGAUCCUAAAACAUGUUCAAUGAAAGCAAAUAAACAGUGUGGCUCCGGGGAAUGUUGCACACAAGAUUGCAAGCUAAAAUCAAUUGGUAUACAGUGUAGGAAAUCAUAUGACGAAUGUGAUUUCACUGAAUAUUGCAAUGGAGUUUCCCCACACUGUAUGCCUGACACUUAUGCACGUAAUGGACAAAGUUGUGAUUCAGGCGAUUCCUUCUGUUACAAAGGACGAUGUCGCAUAUUUACCAAACAGUGUAAAGAAUUGAUUGGAGGAGCUUCUAGAGGUGCUCCAUUUGCUUGUUAUGAUGAAGUAAACUCAAGAGGAGAUAGAUAUGGAAACUGUGGCCGAGACCAUUGUAGUUAUGCUCAUCUUCUAUGUGGAAAAUUAGUUUGUGCUUGGCCACACAAAGAAUUAGUGUCACGUGCAAAUUUAUCUGUGAUUUACACACAUGUACGGGAAGAAAUGUGUGUAUCUACAUAUCGGAACCAAAACAAGGCAAAUAAAAAUCCAUGGACAACAAUUGACAGUCUUGAAGAAAGAGAUGAUACAUUUGUAGAAGAUGGAUCUGUGUGUGGUCCUGAUAUGGUAAUUAGAACAACAACACUUAAAGUGUUUUAAGAAUUUUUUUAUGGUUAUACUCAUUUUGAACAUAUACCAAACAAUUCAUUUUUAAACAGACUUAUUGAGAUAUUAUUUACCAUAAAAGUUACCCAUGAUGUGUACAAAUAUUUGCUUUUGAUUAAUGUAUGGAAUUGUACAACCAUCACCAUAUCCAGUUUUAGAACAUAGCAUUACUUCCCCAAAUUUCCCUCUUGCCCAUCUUUCCCCAUAAGCAGCACAUCCUAUUUUCCCAGAUACG
Molecule: messenger RNA, 2006 nt
Organism: Herpailurus yagouaroundi (jaguarundi)
Lineage: Eukaryota; Metazoa; Chordata; Mammalia; Carnivora; Felidae
Product: disintegrin and metalloproteinase domain-containing protein 5-like
Exons: 14
Coding region: 23-1765 (580 amino acids)
Biological process (GO): proteolysis; binding of sperm to zona pellucida; cell adhesion
Cellular component (GO): plasma membrane
Molecular function (GO): metalloendopeptidase activity
Source: RefSeq, a predicted model, not a curated record